CCAAACGAAUCCUCACAUUCCCACCAGCCAAAAUGGGUUUCGAGAACGGCGAUGCUAAGAAGGGUGCCAACCUUUUUAAGACACGAUGCGCGCAGUGCCAUACCCUGAAGGAAGGUGAGGGCAACAAGAUUGGCCCCAUGCUACACGGUCUUUUCGGUCGCAAGACUGGUCAGGUCGACGGCUACUCAUAUACCGAUGCCAACAAGCAGAAGGGCAUCACCUGGGACGAGAACACAUUGUUCGAGUACCUCGAGAACCCCAAGAAGUACAUUCCCGGCACCAAGAUGGCCUUUGGUGGUCUCAAGAAGCCGAAGGACCGCAACGACUUGAUCACUUUCCUCAAGGAAGAGACCAAAUAAGCGUUUUACUGAAACGCUUACCUCUUCUCCCCGACAUGUCAUGACCUUUCUCUGAUUCCAUUUGGGACAAAACUUCUUCCGAUUGUACCAAUACCAAUAAUAGACGUACGGCGGAGGCGAUGGAGCACUCUUGGUGUGCGGCGUCGCCUUGUGUAGAUUAUGUUUGGUAUGAUAUCAUACUAGGGCGCUUUUCGAUUUCUGGUGUAGCAUAGAGCCGGUCUGGAACUUAGCGACACGUUCGAAAUAACAAUUCUCCUCCUCC
Molecule: messenger RNA, 621 nt
Organism: Cucurbitaria berberidis CBS 394.84
Lineage: Eukaryota; Fungi; Ascomycota; Dothideomycetes; Pleosporales; Cucurbitariaceae
Product: cytochrome c
Exons: 4
Coding region: 33-359 (108 amino acids)
Biological process (GO): mitochondrial electron transport, ubiquinol to cytochrome c; mitochondrial electron transport, cytochrome c to oxygen
Cellular component (GO): mitochondrial intermembrane space
Molecular function (GO): electron transfer activity; heme binding
Source: RefSeq, a predicted model, not a curated record